Molecule: messenger RNA, 1005 nt
Organism: Brassica rapa (field mustard)
Lineage: Eukaryota; Viridiplantae; Streptophyta; Magnoliopsida; Brassicales; Brassicaceae
Gene: ZCHP2
Biological process (GO): regulation of transcription by RNA polymerase II
Cellular component (GO): PcG protein complex; transcription regulator complex; chromatin
Molecular function (GO): DNA-binding transcription factor activity, RNA polymerase II-specific; RNA polymerase II cis-regulatory region sequence-specific DNA binding
Source: RefSeq, marked provisional
AUGGAGCAGUAUCCUUAUCAAAGUCCCUUCGAAAGACGCCCAAUCCUCAAAUCCAAGGCUCCUGCUGUUAAGUGGGUCAAGGAGUGGGUUCCACAAGAUAUUGUUGCUACAGGUGGAAAGUGUUUUCUUCGCAAAUGGGUCACAGAGGAAACGGUGAGGAGACUGAAAGAAACAGAGAAAGAGUCUACCACAGAGGUCCCAGACCCUGAGCCCGAACCCACUUCUGAGAUUUUAUUUCUCUGCAGUUUCGAGGGUUGUGGGAAGAUGUUCUUUGAUGUUAGUGCCUUGCGGAAGCAUUCCCACAUCCAUGGUGAAAGGCAGUAUGUUUGUGAUUACCCUGGAUGCGACAAGAAAUUUCUGGAUAGUUCCAAGCUGAAGAGACACUGGCUCAUUCAUACUGGGGCUAGGGACUUUGUUUGCACUUAUGAAGGCUGUGGCAAGGCAUUCUCCUUGGAUUUUAACCUCAGAUCUCACAUGAAGACGCAUUCACAAGAAAACUAUCACAUCUGUCCCUACUCUGGGUGUGGAAAAAGAUAUGCUCAUGAAUACAAGCUUAAGAACCAUGUUGCUGCCUACCAUGAAAAGAAUGCUGCUGGAGAGACGCCUAAAUACACGCCACCGGCAGAGAAAGUAUCAAGGACUCCCAAAACACCUGCAACGGUUUAUGGCUCAGCAUCUUCGGAACGGCCGUAUGCAUGCCCUUACGAAGGGUGUGAGAAGGCUUACAUACAUGAGUACAAGCUUAAACUCCACUUGAAGAGAGAGCAUCCAGGGCAUUUAACAGAAGAGAACGCAGAGAACCCCACACCGAACAAGCACGAGCUGGAAGAAGGCAGUGACCAAGAUUUUUACAGGAAGCACGCUAGCAACGGGAAAAGCCAGACGCAUAUUAAACAACAGAGCAGAGCUAAGCCAAACAUGAGGACACCACCAGCCAAAGCUGGAAAGAAAGGCUCAACCUCUUCACCGGCCAAAGCAAGGAUGUCAAAAAACCAUGGCAGGUAA